CAGCCACCCCUGGGAAACUGUGACAACGGCCGCCAUGCAGAAAUACCCAAAUCCCAUGAACCCCAGUGUGGUUGGCGUUGACGUGCUGGACAGACACGUAGAUCCUAGUGGGAAGCUGCACAGCCACCGGCUCCUCAGUACGGAAUGGGGAAUACCUUCCAUUGUGAAAUCGCUCAUCGGCACAUGCAGAACAAAGACCUAUGUUCAGGAGCACUCUGUUGUUGACCCAUUGAAAAAAACAAUGGAGCUUAAAUCCAGCAAUAUUUCAUUUACAAAUCUAGUGUCAGUAGAUGAGAGGCUUGUCUAUAAACCACACCCUCAUGACCCACACAAAACCGUUUUGACACAAGAAGCAAUAAUAUCAGUAAAAGGUGUCAGUCUGAGCAGUUACCUAGAAGGGCUAAUGGCAAACACAAUUUCUUCCAAUGCUAAUAAAGGCCGUGAAGCAUUGGAAUGGGUAAUUAAUAGGCUGAAUGCAGAAAUAGAAGAGUUUGCAGCUUCAGAGAGGAACCGUGAGGAAUUCAAUGGCAGCAGCAGCAUUUGUAGAGAAAUGACAGUAAAUAUACCUGUAUUACUAAUGAGGCUUAACAACCUGAAGCUUCUCUCCAAGCCUAAAUACAUGUACCCUUUGUUAUUUAAAGGCAUACCUGUGUAUUAGGCAGGUUUUACAUUUAAUUUGGAGAAAAGCUGCUUUCUUACUAAGGAGGCUGAUGGCAAAGCCCAGUUAAUAAUAUAUUGGUUCAGCUGAACCAGAUUUAAGUUACAGAUGAAGAAAUAAUUCUGAAUUAUAGUUCCUGUAUUUACAUGAACACUAACUUAUAAUGUUCUCAGAUAUGAAAUAGCCUCAUUUAGUGAUGAGGCUGCAUAUGGUGGAGGAGACUGGCAUGUUAGGUUAACUUCUGUGGAAUUUUUAUGUGUGUGUGACUUAUGGACUACCUCUU
This is a messenger RNA of Nestor notabilis (Kea), 941 nucleotides long. Its product is annotated as protein slowmo homolog 2-like. Gene Ontology annotation, molecular function: phosphatidic acid transfer activity. The record is from RefSeq and is a predicted model, not a curated record. Gene Ontology annotation, cellular component: mitochondrial intermembrane space. Gene Ontology annotation, biological process: phospholipid transport. NCBI's taxonomy places the organism in Eukaryota, Metazoa, Chordata, Aves, Psittaciformes, Psittacidae.